AUGAAGUCGUUCCUUCUGCGUCUACUUCUCGCCCUCGUGUGCCUGUUAGCUGUAAACUCAACUACGGCCAGCAUGAUGCGCAGACACAUGCUGGCGAAGAGUCUACAAGAGAAACCGAGCAUGAUGCAUGACGUUGAUGAUGAUGAUGAGGAGGAGGAGGAGGAUGAAGAUGACGACGACCAGAUGGACGUGAUGAAAAAAAUUCCGUGGAAGAAGAGCAUGAUGAACGAUAAGGAAGAAGAUGGUGACGCCAUAAUGGACAAGAUGGAGAGACAAGAAGGACAUAUGGAAGGAAGAGAAUUCGACGGAUUGAAUAAGAAAAUAUUUUGGGGGUGGCACUAA
This is a messenger RNA of Mesocestoides corti, 342 nucleotides long. Lineage: Eukaryota; Metazoa; Platyhelminthes; Cestoda; Cyclophyllidea; Mesocestoididae. The record is from the annotation of a GenBank genome assembly.